Fusarium oxysporum Fo47 is the source of this 1272-nucleotide messenger RNA. Its product is annotated as G-protein coupled receptor. Gene Ontology annotation, biological process: adenylate cyclase-activating G protein-coupled receptor signaling pathway. The record is from RefSeq and is a predicted model, not a curated record. Gene Ontology annotation, cellular component: plasma membrane. The transcript is spliced from 3 exons. The coding region runs from base 1 to 1272 and encodes 423 amino acids. Gene Ontology annotation, molecular function: G protein-coupled receptor activity. Lineage: Eukaryota; Fungi; Ascomycota; Sordariomycetes; Hypocreales; Nectriaceae.
AUGACACCGACGCCGAGUCAGGCCCAUGCGCUUGCACUUGUGGAGCGAAUUGAGGGCUGCAUGAGUCUUGUCGCUGUGUUUCUCAUCUUUAUUACGUACGGCCUCGUGGCGCGACUGCGGAACCCUCGGAAUACCUUCAUUGUCAUGGCGAGUAUCGCCAACCUCGGCUCGAGCAUCGCUUGCAUCAUUGCGAGGGAUGGACUCGCGGCUGGGGAAGACUCUGCGCUCUGUAAAGCGCAGGCGUUUCUACUUCAAAUGUUCGGGCAGUCCGAUCCGUGGUGGGCUUUUGGGCUGUCCCUCAACACUCUCCUCGUUGUCCUGGGCCGUACAAACCCCCAUACGUUCCACGCGUUGCAAUACUGUCUUGUCUGUUUUGGAGGGCCAUUUAUCAUCGCUUUUACGCUGCUUUUUAUUUCAACACCAGCUCGUGGACCUAUUUAUGGCCAAGCAUACGUUUGGUGCAGUGUUAGUGAUAAUUGGCCAAACGUUCGCGUCUUUUCUUCAUAUAUCUUCGUAUGGCCUUGUAUCGUUGGUUCGGUCGUCCUGAAUUUCAUUGUUGGCUACCGCAUCUUCCACUCAAGGAAUCGAAUCCGGCAUCUGUCGAAUUCAAUAGUAGUUUAUCUAGUCACCCUUAACUUGAUUACGUCUGUUGACACAGCUCAGGACUCAACGAAGACUGCCAUGCGUAACGCCGAGAACGCUGCAUAUCCAGUGCUUAUCGCGGAAGAUUUUGUCACCCUCGCGCCCGUUCCCUAUGUUUCGUUGCCUGUGCCGUUACACACGCGACCUACGUUAGGAGUUCUGGAAGCCUCAAUACACGAGACAGCGGAUUACUGCCUACCGACAAUCACUUCGAACAAACCUCGUCAUUCGACUCCACGAAAACGCCGAGUACAUCACACCAUAAUGGUAACCAGGAGGGUAUUAUCAAAAUACCGUCUUGAGGACCCUGUAAAGAGGGUAUAUCUACGCGCCACAUUACUCUUCACUUUCAGCGUCGUGGUCUCGUGGACGCCAGCAACCAUUAACCGCUUUCAUAGCUUCAAGUACGGGUACUCCUCAUUCCCGUACCAAAUUGCGACUGUGUCCCUUCUACCACUCCAAGGUGUCUGGAAUGCGAUUAUUUUCUUUGUGACUAGCCAUAAAAUUAUGGAGGACUGGGCGCAGGAUCAACGGACUCUGAGGGUUUCCAGGCCGAGGGUUGCUACUGAGGAAGCGAUGAUAAGGAGACUUGCCAGAGGCCCGAAUAUGGGUUUAUCUAUGCUAGAUUGA